This is a messenger RNA of Populus nigra (black poplar), 2557 nucleotides long. Its product is annotated as polyadenylate-binding protein 2-like. Gene Ontology annotation, molecular function: RNA binding. The transcript is spliced from 9 exons. Gene Ontology annotation, cellular component: ribonucleoprotein complex. Bases 299 to 2254 code for a protein of 651 amino acids. The record is from RefSeq and is a predicted model, not a curated record. NCBI's taxonomy places the organism in Eukaryota, Viridiplantae, Streptophyta, Magnoliopsida, Malpighiales, Salicaceae.
UACUUUACCGGUGCGGUGCAGUUUGUUCUGCCCUCCCACCUAAAAAAAUCCCAAAAAUAUUCUCCUUUUCUCCAUCGUAUACAGCUCGGUUCCCAUCCGAUGAAUCUAUCCCUCGCUACCUAUCCAAUUUACUUGUUUUAGGUCUUAAAUUUCCAGUUUAGAAUCCUGUGUAUUUUUUUCGAUCUCUAGAUUUUAAUUUAAUAAUAGCAAGAGGAGAGGGAAAUAAAAAGUUCACAAAAAAAGAAAAUAUUUGAAGGAUCUAGAAGGCCUGUGUGCUAUUUUUUUAUUAUUAUUUGAGAUGGCGCAGAUUCAGGUGCAUCAAGCAGCGGCUCCCGUACCUGGACCCAACGGAGUGGCUGCGGGACCUGGAGCGAUCCAGUUUGUGCCGACUUCGCUUUAUGUUGGAGAUCUUGACUUCAACGUGACUGAUUCGCAGCUUUACGAUCUGUUUAAUCAGGUCGGUCAGGUGGUUUCGGUUAGGGUCUGUAGGGAUUUGAGCACCAGGCGAUCACUUGGCUAUGGUUAUGUUAACUACAGCAACCCUCAGGAUGCUGCAAGGGCAUUGGAUGUCUUAAACUUCACUCCACUCAAUAACAAGCCUCUCAGGAUCAUGUAUUCACAUAGGGACCCAAGUAUUCGUAAGAGUGGCAUGGCGAAUAUAUUUAUCAAGAAUCUGGACAAGACUAUUGAUCACAAAGCUUUACACGACACGUUUUCUUCAUUCGGUAAUAUUCUUUCUUGCAAAGUCGCUACUGAUGCUUCUGGCCAGUCCAAGGGCUAUGGUUUUGUACAAUUUGACAGUGAGGAGGCUGCUCAAAAUGCAAUAGAUAAAUUAAAUGGCAUGCUGAUUAAUGAUAAACAAGUGUAUGUUGGACACUUUCUGCGCAAACAGGAAAGAGAUAGUGCUCUAAGUAACAUCAAAUUCAACAACAUUUAUGUGAAAAAUCUUGCUGAAUCCACAACAGACGAAGACUUGAAGAGUAUUUUUGAAGAACAUGGAGCAAUUACUAGUGCUGUAGUGAUGAGGGAUGCAGAUGGAAAAUCAAAAUGUUUUGGAUUUGUCAACUUUGAAAAUGUAGACGAUGCUGCCAAAGCUGUAGAGGCUCUUAAUGGCAAGAAAUUUGAUGACAAGGAGUGGUAUGUUGGAAAAGCCCAAAAAAAAUCUGAAAGAGAGCUUGAACUGAAAGGGCGAUUUGAGCAGAGCAUGGAGUCUGUUGAAAAAUACCAAGCCGUGAAUUUGUAUAUCAAGAAUCUGGACGAUAGCGUUAAUGAUGAAAAACUCAAGGAAUUGUUCUCUGACUUUGGCACUAUUACUUCGUGCAAGGUUAUGCACGACCCUAGUGGUAUUAGCAGAGGUUCUGGAUUUGUUGCGUUCUCAACUCCUGAAGAAGCAUCUAGAGCUCUUGCAGAGAUGAAUGGAAAAAUGGUUGUUAGCAAACCCCUGUAUGUUGCCCCUGCUCAACGGAAGGAAGAGAGAAGAGCAAGGCUACAGGCACAAUUUUCUCAAAUGAGGCCAGUUGCCAUGGCACCUUCAGUUGCUCCUCGUAUGCAAAUGUAUCCUCCUGGGGCUCCCGGUCUUGGGCAGCAAUUUCUAUAUGGGCAAGGACCUCCAGCAAUGAUUCCUCAGGCUGGAUUUGGCUAUCAACAGCAACUUGUACCUGGAAUGAGGCCUGGUGGUGCUCCAAUGCCAAAUUUUUUUGUGCCUCUUGUUCAGCAGGGUCAGCAAGGCCAGCGCCCUGGAGGGCGACGUGGAGGUGGCCCUGUUCAACAGACCCAGCAGCCAGUCCCUCUCAUGCAGCAACAGAUGCUUCCCAGGGGACGCGUCUAUCGUUACCCACCUGGUCGUAACAUGCCAGAUGUUCCGAUGCCAGGUGUUGCUGGUGGCAUGCUUUCAGUUCCUUAUGACAUGGGUGUCAUGCCAAUACGAGAUGCUGCUGGCGGACAGCCCAUGCCCAUUACUGCUUUGGCUACUGCCCUUGCAAAUGCAACACCUGAACAGCAAAGGACGAUGCUGGGUGAGGGUCUAUACCCCCUAGUGGAUCAGCUGGAGCAUGAUUCAGCAGCCAAGGUUACAGGCAUGCUUCUAGAGAUGGAUCAAACUGAGGUUUUGCACCUGCUCGAGUCACCAGAGGCUUUGAAGGCAAAAGUGGCAGAGGCUAUGGAGGUUCUUAGGACUGUAGCUGCUCAGCAGCAGAUCAACAAUCCAGCGGACCAGCUUGCCUCACUGUCUCUGAAUGAAAAUCUUGUUUCUUAGGUGUGUUUGGUGGAUUAGGAAAAGAGUGCAUCGGAUUGGUUUUGCAAAAUCUAGACCUGGUUUUAUUGGCAGAUAAGUUGCUACAUUCCAUCCAUUGUGUGGUUUUAGGUUGAAGUAGGGGGAUUGAAAUUUGGAAUUCCUGGUAUGCAAUCAUUUGUGUUGUGCAAGAUCCCCGGGUAUUUGGUAGAACUUGAUAGAUUUUCCUUGUGUCUUGUCGGGGGUGUUUUUUCCGACUCAUUUGCAGAUUCUACCGUUAACUCCUCUCUUUAGUUUGAUUAAUGCUGGCUGUGGGUUAUUUGUUAA